Lepus europaeus (European hare) is the source of this 1443-nucleotide messenger RNA. RefSeq names its product zinc finger protein 12-like. Gene Ontology annotation, molecular function: DNA-binding transcription repressor activity, RNA polymerase II-specific. Bases 1 to 1443 code for a protein of 480 amino acids. NCBI's taxonomy places the organism in Eukaryota, Metazoa, Chordata, Mammalia, Lagomorpha, Leporidae. Gene Ontology annotation, biological process: negative regulation of transcription by RNA polymerase II. The transcript has 7 exons. The record is from RefSeq and is a predicted model, not a curated record.
AUGACCAUCCCUGUGUACACAGCAGCCACAGCUGAGGAGGUUGGAACGACAUCACGUGGAGCUGUUCCAGUAUCUUCAGCUCCUGCCCUAAAUGGCCGCUGUUCCCAGUACCGUGUCUGGUCACCCUGCAGAAAUCUGGUUGUGGAAUUUACCCAGGAGGAAUGGCAGGUCAUGGACAAUGAUCAGAAAACCCUGUUCAGGGAGGUGAUGCUUGAGACCUACAGCAACCUGCUGUCUGUGGGUUACUGCAUUUCCAAACCUGAUGUGAUUGUCAAGUUGGAACAAGGAACAGAACCAUGGACUUUGGGAAAACACUUAAAGCAAUGUUUUUCCGUUGUCCACAGAAAGUAUACACUGUUUGAAGCCACAAAUAAAAAUCAAAAGAUAAGCUUCAGGAAGCCUGAUGAGAUGCCAGCCAGGGAGAAACACGCUGACCCUGAGGUACAUGUGGACUCAUCCCAAUGCUGGGAGGAUUUUAGUCAGCAUAACAAUAUUCACACAGUGCAGCAGGUUGUUGAAUACCGGGGGAAAGAGAAAUCCUUUCACAGGAAGAGGAAAUUCUUUCCAUGUGAGAAUCUUUGUAACAGCGAUGCUUGCAACAAGUCCAUCAUCAUGGUUGGAAAAACAACUUGGGCCGAAAAAAAAACAACUUUUCUUAAAAAUACCUAUUUCAGUAAGCAUCAAGCAACAUACUCAGAGAAAUUCUACAAAUAUUUGAACUGUGAGGAAUGUCUCAUUUACAAAUCAGAUCUUACAGUAAGUCAAUUACUGCACAAAACAAAAAAUCACUAUGGAUGUAUCCACUGUGGUAAAUCUUUCAGUUGUAAAUCUGUCCUUACCAUCCAUCACAGAAUUCACAGAGGGGAAAAUUUCUUUGCGUGCAAUGAAUGUAGAAAAAUAAUUUCCAAGGAUCUAGGUCUCAUUAGAAUUCAGCAAAUUCACACCGGACAGAAAAUUUAUGAUUGCAGUGCCUAUGAAAGAACAUGUUGCAGGAAGUCCCACCUCACAACAAAUCAGAACAAACCUUAUGAAUGCAAUGAGUGUGGAAAAGCCUUUGACCAUAAGUCACACCUCAUAGUGCAUCAGAGAAUUCACACAGGGAAGAAACUUCAUGAAGGUAAUGAAUGUGGAAAAACCUUUUGCUGGAAUUCUGAACUGAUUAAGCAUAAGAAAAUUCACACAAGGGAGAAACUUUAUGAAUGUAAUAAGUACAUUGCAGGGAUCAGGCUCAUGAAGCCCAUCAGCACUCUGAUAUGGGAUUCCAAGUACGUGUUUCAAUUGCUAACACUGUUGUUGGAAACAGAAAAUGGAGUCAGACCCCCAGAAAGAACUAUGCUGAGAAGUCAAGGUCUGCACACUGAGACCCUGCUUGCGACAGAAUCAGAAAACUCUGGGGGAUUAAGAACAACCCUAGGAAGAAAAAAGGGUCCAACGACCCAAUAA